GUUCAGUUUUCAGUAUUCAGCUGCUCGCGGGAGAGACAUGUCAGUCUGCCUGUACAGUUUUAACCGGUCGGAACAGUGUUAACCGGUGUUUUCCGUCGAGUGAAAAUUGUUGAUCUCCGAUUAGUUGGCCGGUGUUUGUCCAGCACAGUGCGUCAAGUAUCCACGGUUUCAUAUCUCUCAACACUUCGUGAGUUAUUCUUGAGUUUCUUCUCGCUCGAGUCUUGGUUCAGUCGCCGGUUCUUCUCACGUCAACAUUUUUGAAGUCUUUUGUAUUGAUCACUACAGGUGAACUUCUUGGAUGUCUACAGUUUCAUGAAUGACUGUGGUUGGUGAAGUGAUUCAUCUUGGACCGGAAUAAUUGGCAGGAGAAGUCCAGAGUCGAUGUUAGCAGAAUGCUAGCCAGCGGGCUAGCAGUGGAGGGUGGCGGGGGAGCCCACGGGGGCCAUGCCCUUCACUUUGCGCCCCACUUACAUCCCCACCACGCCUUCAGUGCGCCCCCUGUGCCCGAAUUCCUGCGCCCCCUGCCAAAACCGGCGCCCCUGGUACCCCAGGCGUUCCACAAGAGGGCAGCCGCCUCAAAAUUUGAUUCCCCUGUCAACUUGGCUUCAAAAGAAGUGAUCAAUGAAGACGAUUAUGCAACUAUGUUUAGUUCAAGAUUCUUUCCACCACCACCCCCUCAUCAUUUAUCCCACUAUUCCAGUCUCCAGGGUCCCUAUGGUACCCUGUACCCUGGACAUUACACCCCCAUGCUACCCAGGGACCGUCCUGGACUUCCCCCUCCAACUUCCACCCCUCUCAGCCCCCUAGAAGCCUUCCCCCACUCCUCUACCCCUGACAGUCCCGCGUCUACUUUCAGUCCUCCACACAAAGUGCUUUCCUCCUUAUCUUCCUCUUCAUCCACACUCUCUUCCUCCUCCUUAUCCUCUCUCACUACCACUCCGUUGUUAUCCUCCUCAACAUUAUCCUCGUCAUCAGUGAAAGAGCGCAAGUUCAAAGUGCCCUCAGGCAAGGAGGGGUCCCUCAAGCAUCGUAUCCUGACACCUACUACUAGUGCAAUAGGGAAGCAUUUGAAGAGGAAGCAUGCCGCCAGUACGGGAGCUGAGGUACCUGCUUCUUUCAGUCGAGGUUCGUUAAUCCAACUGGCGAACGGCGAACUGCGACGCGUGGAAGACAUGCGAACCGAGGACUUUGUGUCGUCGGCCGAGAGGAGCCCCGCCCUCCGCUUGGACCCCAGCACUGUCAUCCGGAUAGACCCCGCCAAGGAGGCCAACCUCAUCACGCUCAGCUAUGGCGAACAUAGGACACAGGUGGAAAUAGAAUCGGCAGCGGAACAUCCCUACUUUGUGUUCAACCGCGGCUGGGCGUCUUGCGACCCAGACAGAACCCUGGCAACGUAUGGCCUCAAAUGCCACCGUUUGCAAGUCGGCGACGUCUGCAUCUCACUAUCGCCUCGUCCGCAAAACUCACCGCCGACUUCUGCGCAUACCACUGCGCAUGUCACUGCGCAUACUACUGCGCACACCACUGCGCAUGCCACUGCGCAUACCACUGCGCAGCUCACGGCAACAGCUGCACAGCUGGAAGCGAUCUCCGCGCUGUCAGCUUCCAGUAGCUGCAAGAAACGCAGAUGGUCAGCACCUGAUCAGCUGGACGCCAUUUUGGGUGGAGGUGGUGGGGCGGUACCCCCUCCCACUCCACCAACCUCCACCAGUGCAGCUAGCAGCUUGUCGGCCCAUCGCAAGGGCAAGGACUGAGGUCUUGAUCAGCUGUUUAUGAAAAAAGAGUUUGUGUAGAUCAGUUGUUGAAGAGUGGAUUUUGGAUUAGCUGAUUCGAUAGAUUGGGGUCCUUGCAAUGAAUGUCAAGUUAUGAAUCGAGGAUUAAAGUCAACUAUUGAAUCAUAAAACUCCUUUUCAUCUCAAUAACGGUGAAUGAUUCAAGCGUGAAUCAGCUGAUUUUGAAGAUCCAAGUCAAGGAAUGUGUCAUACUGUCAAAGAAUGGGGCAUUUCUAUAUUCUCAUCAUUGAAGAAUAGAAAUAUAUGCACAAAAGUCAGCCAUUAAAAUCAUGAAUCUGCUGCUCAAUUAGAUCAAAACCAAGGAUUGAAUCCUUGUACAUCUCUUUUUGUGUAGAUCAAGGUGAAGGAUUGGAGUCUAGAUCAGCUGAUUUUGUAGAUCAAGGUGAUUUUGUAAGAUCAUUAAUCAUAGAUCAAUGUUAACAAAUAAAUUAUGAAUCUGCUGCAGAUUGAAGUACAAUUUUCAAUGGAUCAGCUGAUUUUGUAGAUCAAGAUCAAGGACUGACUUGUAAAUCAGAUGAUUCUGUGAAUCGAGAUCAUAAACUGAUUUAUUAUCAGCUGAUUUCAUGGAUCAAGGUCGAGGGAUAAGUGAAAUAAUCCAACAAGUGAAUUAUGAUUGAUAAUUAAUGAAUCAGCUGCUGUUGAUGGAAAAGGUCUAGGAUCUAUGAAUCAGUAAACUAUUAUAGCCAACAAGUUAAUCAUGAAAAAGCUGUUAUAGAUCGAUGUGGAGAUAGGUUUAUAGGUCCGCUGUUGAUGUUAAUAUCAAUGUAAAGUAUACUAAAGUAUUGAUCAGCUGAUUUUGUAUAUUCAGGUCAAGAAAUUCAUCAUAGAUCAAGAUCAACAAAUCAAUCCUGAAUCAUGUUGUGAAUAAAGAUCAACAAGUAAACUAAGAAUUCACUGAUUUUGUGACUCAAUCAUAUUUUUGUCCACACAGAUCUGAGCUUUCUAUAAUGUAAGACUUGUCAUAUUAAUUUUCAUAAUACAACCACACUCUUUGCUAGUUUUAAAAACUUUGAUAGCAAAAAAUUAAGAUAUAGUUGAUCAGGAAUCAAACACUUUUUAUUAGUGAAUGAUUACUUGGAAAAUUGCUUUGAUUCAUUACUUUGAGAACCUGCUGCAUAAAUUCAGGAACAAAUUUAUAAUUUGUUUAAAAGUUCUAUAAUGUGUAGGUAUAAACAAAUUAUAGAAUUUCUGGCAAUUCUAUAAUUUGUUUAUAAAGCAUUGGAACAGCGUAUGAUUUGAAAUAUGUUUUAACUUCGGUAGCAUUUUGAUAACACUUGUUGAUUGACAUUAAAUUGAUAAUCCAUUUCCUUCUAUUACUUUUUCCAAGUACAGAGUUUGUAUUGGUUAACCUGAGAUCAAAUAUUGACUGACGUUUAGCCGAGAAACCAUUCAACCUGACCAAUGUGAGACCUGACCACUGACAUAAUUUAUCUUGCCAUUUGACCUAUUGAAUGGCGGCUCAAGAUGAACUUGAAUUUCUGGUCUUGAAAUUUGAAAAAAAAAUGAUUAUGUCCCCCCUACUAUCCUUGAGCAAAUUUUAUUCAAGUUUCCAAAAUGAACUGUAUAAAUUAAACUUAUUGGAGUGGGCAAUGAGCAUAAUAAUGUUAUGUUGUUUAUUUUCAAACUUAUAAAUUCUAUUUCGAACAACAUAAAUUUGAAUAAUCCUUAAUUCAGUAAGAUACGUCCCAUUUGUAGUGGAAAAGUAGCUGAGAUACUGUUUUUCUUAAACUCCAAGACCAGAAAUGAAGUUUAUCUCAACAUUCUCUGAACUAUUUGAAAUUUUCAAAUAUUGUGUAACUAAUAUUAUUCUUAUUUCUUGCUUGCAAGAAAUGAAUGAGAAUGAUAGUUAUUUUUGUUGUUAGUCGAUUGUUUUAUUGUAUAUUUAUUACUAUAUAUAGGUAUUGAAACUUGAAAUUGUGAUAGACUAUAUAUAUUUUGUUAAGUGUAAAAUAUAAACUGCUUUAUUCAACUCAAACACUAUUAUAUCUGAUUGUUAAAUUGUUUACUAAAAUAAAAUUAAUUACUUUGAAGUGUGUAAAUAGGAUUCACUUUGACUAUAAUUUAUAUUAUAAACACGUUGCUGUUAUAUUCUAGAGAAACUUGAGUGUGAAUAAAGGAAGGCAAAUUGUUGUGUAAAUGAGUUCUUGAUAAAUCUCAGAAUGUAUUGCUCACUAUUUUAAUAAACUAAACCCUCUUUGCAAUGACUAUAAUUGGAAAUAUAUUCAUAUUUUGAUCUCAUUGCUUUAUUACCCAUCUAUACCAAUCUUCCUUGAAAGGCUCUCAUUAAUAUUACUCAUGUUUCAUUAAAAUAUAUAGAAAAUGAGAUGAUACAUUUGUUAAGCAAAUGUUAAGCAAUUUGUUUCAUCACAACAUUAUUGGCUGAUUGUGUCUAAACUAAAUGAUAUUUAAUGUACGCUUUUCAAAUAUUUCUUUUUGGAAUGAUUGUUACGUUUUUAUGGUUGUUAUAACGCUACUCAAAAAAUUGUUUGUAGAUCUGUAUUUUGGAAGCUUCCAGAAAACUUGUUCAAAUGUAUCAUUCUUUUAAGAAAUUUACUAACUUGUUUUAAUUUUUUGUGAAAUUCUCUCUGAUCUUAAUGUAUAUUAUAUUCAACCUAGUUUUACUAUGCUAAUUUCCACUUUCAGUGAGUAAAUAAUACAUUAUUUAUCUAUGAUAGCUCAUUAACAAGUUUUGUAAAAUAGAUGUAAAAAUUUUCUCAGUUUCCUCUGCUGUCUUUGUAUUCUUAAAAUUUAUUUUAUUUUUAGCAUAGUUUUAUUAUGCAUAAUUCUCACUAUAGUGAGUUCUUACGUGAGACACCUUUUAACUGAUAUAGAAUUAAAUGAAUGUUGAAAGCUCUUUUACAAGCUUCUUAAUAAUUAUUAAAUUAUAAUGUUCAACUAUACAUUUUUAAAAUAUCCGCAACUUGAAAAGUUCUACAUUUUAAAGUUUAUGUUGUUCUUGAACUCUGGAUCGAAGCUGCACUUCGUAUUCAUAUUAGAUCCAAAAAACAUUUUUGUCUAAAAUUAUUUUUAAAAUAUGAAAUUAUGUGUGAAACCUACAAAAUUUUGAAAAUUCCACUUGUGAGAAUAGAAUUUUUCAAAGUCCUUAAAGAGAUAAGGUCUUUGGAAUUUUUUAUCUUAAUGAUGUGAAGGAAAAAUUCCCAAGAAAUGACGCACUAAACCACUAACAUCAACACACUAUUUCUAAAAAAAAACAUAUUAUUUUUCAUUCCUUUAUCAAAAUCUUUUUUUAGAUGAUGAAGCUAUAUUUUCUGGAUCUGAGAAUCUGUAAAAUGCCAUUGGGAAGUUACAUAGGAAAUUUACAAAAAGAUACGGUACAAUAUGAAAGAGCAUGAAAAGACUGAAAAUUGUAGAGGAGAAAUACUAUAGAGAUAGAGUUUGGAUCAAAUUAAAAAUUAUAUUUCUUCAAAUAUCAACUGAUAAUGAAGUCAAGGAUAUUCUAUUGGUUUCUUCAUAAUGAAAAUUUCAAAUUCUAAGAAUGCAGACUAAUGCAAUAAAAAAGUGACUAUAGAUUUUUGAAAUUUUAAGAACGUUGAAAUGGGUUGGGCUCUCAUAUUGAGAGAUCAAAAUAGCUUACUACUACAGCUAAGUACUGAUACUAGUGAAUGGCUCACUUUUAAAUCAAUAAUUGGGAAUUAAUAUUAAUAAUUAUGUUACAUGCUCAAGGUAGAUGAAGUUUUUGUUGGCUAUUCACCAAUGUAGGAAAAAUAAUGAAUAAAUUAUUCAACCAUCUUAAUUUUCAUCUCCAAUUGUCAACCAACUUCAGUCUGCUAACGUUGGAAAAACGUUGCUGAGGGUGAUGCCCACAUAAGUUCUAGGCUUGUGCGUGGGUGAUGAGGCGGAUGAUAAUGAGAGAUGAUUGGACCCACAAUGUUUUAGAGUUGAGUAGUUUUUCUUUGUAGUAAUAGUUUCUAUGACCAUUCUAGCUACUGAUUUAGAUAUAAUUAUUCAAUCUGCAAUUGCCAUAAUAGUCAUAGAUUGGAUGGAUUUAGCAGGAUCUGUAACUUUAUUUUCAAUUGAAAGUCUUUGAAAUAUUUUUUGAACUGUGAACCGUAUAAUGCAGAUUAUUCAUUCUCACACUUUCGCACUGUAUCCUAUCUAUACUCUUGACUUGAAAAUUUGGUGCUUUCCUUUUCUAUGGAACAUUUGUAUAUAAUACCAUAUAAUAUAUGUAAUACUGUUAUCCAAAUUCAAUUCAUAAAUGCCAGUUUUGUAAAUACAGGAUUGUAGAUUUGAUGUAUAGAAAACUACCUACAACUAUUAGAGUAAUGAAUAAUGUAAUACUAUAGUUGUUUGACCUUCACUAUAAUUUCUUUGUAAGUUGAUGAUAUUUUUUACAAUUCAACCGAAUAAAAACGUAGCACUUAUAGCCUAUUUGCUUCUUGCUGUGUAUUGACUUGCAUAAUUUUUUUCUAAGAAAAUUUAUAUAUCUUAUCAUGAGAUAGAAAAUUUGAUUAAUUAUUUAAAUGGGAAAAAUCAGAUUACCGACCAUUAUUAAUCAGAGUGAAAAUAUUUUUUUAGACAAAUAUUUUUCUAAUAGAUUGUAAAAGAGCAUUUAGAGGAAAUUAAGUGAAUAGCUGUUUUAAUAUUUGAAUAGUAAUUAAUUGAUGAGUUGUUGGAGAGAAUUAUUUAUGCAACGUGAUGAGAAUAAAAGCAAGGAUUUUAUUUCAAUGAUCUCAUUUGAACUAAUUUCUUGAAUGAGGACAAUUUAUUGUAUUUGAUUGUGACACGAUUUUUGUACAAUUGUUAUUUGUGCUAAAACUAGGAAUGUUCCAUGACUGUAAUGUGUGAGAUCUUUUUCUUUAAUUUUGGGGAAAAUGUUAUGUUUAGUAACAGUAAUGAACUUUAUAUACGUAAUUUAUUAGUUUCUUGGGUUAUUCAUUGAUAAUUAGCUCUUAUUUUGAGUGAAAAAGUUUCAUGAUUAUCAUUUUAAUAUAAUUAGUCGCUGCCUUGGGCUUUCAGUUUGAUAGUUCGCAAACUAAUUGAGUUUUAAUUUAAGAUUUGAUUAAUUUUAGUGUUUUAUUUGAGACGUGGAACUAAACUAUUAUUCAGGAAGUAUCUAUAUUAAGUUCACAGUCAUUUACUAUAGGCUACAUUAUAGCAUUGAGACUUGUCGUUUAGUAGUACACUUUUAUUUGUCUGAGCUAUAGAAAAAACUAUAUUGCAAUUUGUUGAUGUAUAAACCAUAGAUAGCAAGUUGCACGGAAAUCCAAUCAAAUGUUACACCGUUGUGAGGUGGAUUCAUCUUGAGGAACCAAUGAACGAAUCUGACUACAAUGCUAUGACGUAAUUUAUCACUGGUUAAUUUCUAUUGGAUCUCCUUGCAACUGACCCAAAUCCUGUCGAGUAAUAUUAACAAAACGUAUUUUGAUGAUGAAAAUUUGUGUAAUUUGAUGGAUAGGCUAUAGUAGUGUUGAUCAAUGUAUUUACCGUACUGUAUUUAAUUGAUUUAUCUACUGUAUCUGAUAAUAUUGCAACAACAGAUUUUUGUAACUGCGCUUAUUCUAUGUAAAUAAAUGUAUUGAAUAAUGAGUGUGAUAUUGUACAACUAUCUGCUUUUGAAAAACAUGGGUGUAAUAUUUUUUUAGUUUUAUUCUAUUCUAUAUUAUGACAAUUUUUAAAGCUUUUAGUGCAAUACGUUAGAAAUAUAACUGGUACUUCGAUGUAAUAAUUUCGAUUAUCCGUUCGAAUCGAUUUAAAUGCCUUAACAAAAUAGCAUUAUUUCGAGAAAAAAAUCAAUCAUGUUUGCUCAAAAUAACUGUAAACAAGUCAGAUAUUUUGUGCAUACCAAAAUAAAAAAGAUUUUCCAUUUUAUU
Molecule: messenger RNA, 7627 nt
Organism: Nilaparvata lugens (brown planthopper)
Lineage: Eukaryota; Metazoa; Arthropoda; Insecta; Hemiptera; Delphacidae
Gene: Atx-1
Product: A-agglutinin anchorage subunit
Exons: 6
Coding region: 393-1754 (453 amino acids)
Biological process (GO): regulation of DNA-templated transcription
Molecular function (GO): protein binding; RNA binding
Source: RefSeq, a predicted model, not a curated record